GGAAGGGCAAGUCGUCAGGAAGCAAGCUGCUCCUAUUGCUCGGCCCAUUCGCUUCAACCAGACUUGUUGCCUCUUCUAGUCAACGUUCUCCCUGCUUUCUUGGACAGCAGCUAAUCAGACAUCGUGCCCAAAUAUCAACACUCUGGCAAGAGAAUAACAACGCUCGAUCAAGAUGGUGGUACCAGCGGAUACUGACUUCUCACGUGCGCUUAUCAAGCCUCUGGAGCUCAUCCAGUCCCUACUCGACCAAAUUGCCUCAAACGGAGGCCCUGCCAAUCUCGACACCCUGCCGGCCACAGCUGCCAAGAAAUUUGAAGAGAUUUUUACGGGCAGCAGAGAGAGCUUCGCAAAAAUCCCAACACUUGCUGCGGUGCUCUCCAGAGAUGGCGCAGCGGGCUCUUCGCCAGCUCAGCAACCAAAACUGGUGCGAUGGAGAUGCAUGAUUCAGGACACCGGACUUGGCACCGAGAUGUUUCUGAAAACGCUACCAAGUACAACAGCAAGCAGCCCAGCUGACAGCAAGCUGUCUGGCUACUUUGGCGCGGGUGACUUCUCCGCCUCAGCAACCGACUCGUCUGCUAGUGGCGGAACGCCAGCGCCUGCACUCUUGCCAGACGAGUACUCCAAUCUUGCCGAGCGCACGUCCAUGUACGCCGUCAGCGUUCCUGGCGAGACCGAUUGGCACGCAGAAGCUUGGAAUGACGCUCCCUCCGGCACGAUGUUGGAAACAAGCACAAGCAUGAAGAUGAAGCAGCCUUUGGCAGGCGAAAACGGAACGAUAGGCGCAUUGCUUAAGAUCUACGACGCUUCAAUUUCCGAAACAAUGGGCGUCACGGACGUGGUAGAAGUAGUGGGCGUUCUCAGCAGUUCACCUUUCCCCACGUCUGAGUGGCAAUCCUCGGGUGCAGCGUCCUCUGCUUCUGUUUCAAACACCGAGUCGCUCCUGCCAUGCCUACAUGUCAUCUAUUCGCAUUCAAUCACCUUUGACACGCUGCCUCCUUCCUUGCGAGUGGACGUGUCGGCCACACCGGAGCUCAUUUUGGCAGAACAGCAGGAAAAGGAACGCGAGGCUUUGGUGGCAUAUCUGCAAGCUGCGUGCCAAGGAGAUGAGCUCGUUGCCGAGUUUCUCUUGCUGGCGUUGACCGCGAGAGUUCGCUCCACCCGUGCAGGAGUGGCAGUCGGCUCGCUAUCGCUCAACAUUUGCGACGCUUCAGCUGCGCCUGAGUUGAUGAACUCGCUCGCCUCAGUUCUUGGGCUACUAUGCCCAUCUGUCGUCUCGCAAUCGCUCGCACUAUGUGAGCUGAAUGACACCAGCAAGCAGCUAUUUCCUUCGUCUGAUGGAGAGAAUCUCAAGGCGGGAAGACUGCAGCUGCCAAAGGGGUCCGUGCUGCUGAUUGAUGAGAGCAAGAUGGGCGAAGGAGAACUCAAGGACACAGGUGUGCGGAAUGUGCGUGCACUCAACUCAGUCAUCGCGAAUCGCAAACUGCCCUACGCCUUUCCCUAUUCCGAAUUCGAAUUCGACAGUGACCUCAACGUAAUUGUCGUCUCGCAGGGAAAGUCCUUCCUCUCUCUCGACGUCUAUGUGCCCAUCCAAGCGACAGCCCACAUCGAUGUCCAAGUAGCUGAGCCAAGCGCUGCUUCGCUACACGCAUGGCGCCGUCUCAUCCUUGAGAGCAGGCGAUCGGAAUUGACCGUGUCGCAAGAGAUGGCAGAUUUGAUCCAGAAGGAGUUCGUAGCCGCGCGCAAGGGCGCCAUGGGCGCUAAGGCUCUAGGGCAAGAGGAUCUGCUGCGGCGAAUGGCGAUCGCGAGGCUUUAUGCGCUUUCGCACGGCAAGGCAGACUUGAAUAUGGGCAUGUGGCGAAAGGUCGUCGGCUUGGAUGAGGAGUGCUCUAGGCGCUUAAUGGCGCUGCCAAGCAGAAAAUCGACUUGACGGGGUCUUGUAUGUUACAAUGACUUGCACAACGU
Tilletiaria anomala UBC 951 is the source of this 1965-nucleotide messenger RNA. RefSeq lists its product as uncharacterized. Gene Ontology annotation, molecular function: chromatin binding. NCBI's taxonomy places the organism in Eukaryota, Fungi, Basidiomycota, Exobasidiomycetes, Georgefischeriales, Tilletiariaceae. The transcript has 7 exons. Gene Ontology annotation, biological process: DNA-templated DNA replication. The record is from RefSeq and is a predicted model, not a curated record. Bases 173 to 1930 code for a protein of 585 amino acids.